This is a messenger RNA of Impatiens glandulifera, 1851 nucleotides long. Its product is annotated as homeobox-leucine zipper protein ROC1-like. Gene Ontology annotation, molecular function: lipid binding. The record is from RefSeq and is a predicted model, not a curated record. NCBI's taxonomy places the organism in Eukaryota, Viridiplantae, Streptophyta, Magnoliopsida, Ericales, Balsaminaceae. The coding region runs from base 1 to 1851 and encodes 616 amino acids. The transcript has 8 exons.
AUGAAUAUUAAUCGUCAUGAUAACGAUAACUUGCAAGAGAAUAAUGAAGAGCUUAAGGUGGAGCAAGACAUUAAUGAAGAACAUAUGGAGGAGAACACGAUGUUUAAUUCGAAUGAUGCAUGUUUUGACUUUGUUGGACAUUUCUCGACACCUAAUGACUUGAGCGAGAUGCUAUCCGUCGACCACAAUUUGCAGGUCCAUAAUUCGCGUUUAAGCGAAGAUUUUGAGAGGGGUACAAACUUUAUCUCAAGUGACGAGGUUGGCGCUGUUAGGGUGCCCUUGCUCGGGCAACCAAUUAGAAUGGAAACAAGAGAAACUGGCGUUGUUAGGGCGCCUUUGCUCGGGCAACCAAUUGGAUUGGAAACAAGAGAAGUUGGCAUUGUUAGGGCGCCCUUUCUCGGGCAACCAUUUGGAAUGGAAACAAGAGAAGUUGGCGUUGUUAGGGUGCCCUUGGCCGAUGAUGGUAGUCAACUAAACAUGAAUAUGAUUAAGCAUAUGGCAACUCUAGCAAUAAAAGAGCUUGAUCAAUUGGCUCAAAUGAGAGAACCUAUGUGGAUUCCAAGUGUUGCUGAUAGCACCGGCUAUGAGUUGAACGAGGGCGAGUAUUAUAGGGUUUUUGCAAGUGGAUUCGGCACUCGAAUUUCAACACUCAAAAGCGAGUCGUCCUUCCAUAAUCAUUGGAAGAAAAUCUUUAAUGUCAUUGUUUCUAAGGCUAUCACUUUUGAAGUCUUCCCAACUAGAAUUGAAGGAAGUCAUGACGGGGCCUUGCAAGCUAUUUACGUAGAUCUGCAUGCACUUUCUCCUCUUGUGCCGGCCCGUUCGAGUAUCUUAGCAAGACAUUGCAAGCAACUCGGAGUAGGAAGGUGGGGAAUCGUUGAUUUUUCAAUUGACAUCAUUGUACGACCACUCAAUGAAGUUAAAUACAAAAGAAGGCCUUCUGGAUGCAUAAUUGAAGAUUUUUGCAACGGAUUCACAAAGGUGACGUGGAUAGAGAAUGUCGAAGUGGACGAAAGUGGCUUUCAUACAUUGUAUAAGCCUAUAGUCAAUUCCGGCUUAGCAUUUGGCGCCAAACGCUGGCUAGGCAUUCUCGAGAAGCAAAUAAAUCGUCUCUCUAUCGACCAUUUCAAAGCCCUACCCCCUAAUGACAUGGUGGUGACUAGCUUGGAAAGAAAACAUGUCAUCACUCGAUUGUCGGAGAGGAUGGUAGAAACUUUUAUCAUUGGAGUGAGUUCGGUUGUGGACCAUCCAUGGAUUAAUAUAAAUCUGGAUUCAAUCGUAAAGCCAGAUGGAAUGAGAAUCCUUAUGCUAAGGAAUACCGAUAAUCCAGAUUUUCCGGUAGGUAUUGUGUUAGCCGCUGCCAUUUCCUUUUGGCUGCCUGGGUCGCCGACGAAUGUAUUUAACUUUCUCCGAUCUAAAGAAACAAGAACUAAUUGGGAUGUUCUUUCAAAUGUUGCAAAUUUUGAAGAAAUCUCACAUAUUGUGGUAGGACAAGAUAAAGCCAGCUACAUCUCAUUGUUACAAAUGAGUAAUGAUCUGUUGAUGCUGCAAGAGGUUAAUUGGGAUCCUCUAGGAGCUUACUUGAUAUAUGCCCCCAUUGACAUUAACUCCCUUAACAUGGCGUUGAACGGAGGAAAUUCAAAGUAUGUGCCAAUGCUUUCUUCGGGUUUUGCGGUUGUUCCUUUCUGUGGUGCCACCGACAACAUUGGAAGUGGCGGCGGUUCAUUGGUGACCGUGUCUUUUCAGUUUUUGCCCGAUAUUCGUCCAACUGCUGCGCUUGAUGAGAGUUAUAUUAAGAAUGCUAUUAACUUGGUUAACUGCACCAUGGAUAGGAUUAAGACAUCGCUAAUAUGA